AUGAAGUCCUCUUUUAUCACUGCUAGCCUCGCUGCUCUGGCGGCUGCCGCCCCCUCGGCGCAGGAGAAGAUCCAAGCUAUGCGCUUGGACGGUAAGAUGGUUAUGGUUGAUUCCAAGAACCCUGGCGGCAAGGUACCCCAGGAGGCUGCCGAGUGUGGUAUUGAGUUUAAGUUUAUCACGGAUAGCUGCCCUGCUAUUAUUGAAAAGGCCAAGAAGUUGGCUAGCACGGCGCCGGACGAUACGUUUACUAAGGCCUUUGGUAAGGCGGACAAGCCCACGCGUGAUACUGUGGCCAAUAUACUGGGCAAGAUGCAGAAGCGCUGCGGCGCCGCCAAAAACGACAACAUCAACUACUUGUGCAGCGACCCUGAGAACAUGUGUGCCGACGGCCAGUAUCUAUGGUACUAUUCCGCUGCCGGUGAUAAGGCUAUUAACACACAUAUCUGCCCUAUCGCCUUUUCUGUGUUAGACUUCGACUACCCCGGGAUGUGCAUCGAGCGCUACAUUUACAGCCAGCACGCGCUCCUGGUCUGGGCUAUGGGUGGUAACCCCAAGAGUGGCCUGGGUCUGGACUUUGAGAACGAGGAUCUACUCAAGAAUGUGUUUACCUACAGUUCCUGGACGCAUUUCUUUGGUAAGCAGGAGUGCGAGGACGAUAAGGCCAUGUCGCCUAACCCCGCCAAGCUUACUAUUAGCAAAUUCUAA
Messenger RNA from [Torrubiella] hemipterigena, 705 nucleotides. The record is from the annotation of a GenBank genome assembly. NCBI's taxonomy places the organism in Eukaryota, Fungi, Ascomycota, Sordariomycetes, Hypocreales, Clavicipitaceae.